CAGGAUGCCCAGUCCAUCUCUCUCUCUGGCCCUGGUGCUGUCAGCCAUGGGGGCUCUGCUGAGGCCGGGCACCCCCAGGGAAGAGGUCUCCAGCACCUCGGCCUCGCCCAGGGAGCAGGCCACAGGCAGCGGGGCACUCAUCUUUCAGCAAGAUUGGGACUGGCCGCUCCCCAGUCUCUGGCUGCCAGGCAGCCCUCAGGACCCCCUGUGCCUGGUGACCCUGAAUGGGGGGGGCAAUGGGAGCAGGGCCCCACUGCGGGUGGUGGGGGCCCUGAGCGGCUACGAGCAGGCCUUCUUGGAGGCUGUGCGGCGCACCCACUGGGGCCUGAGUGACUUGACCACCUUUGCUGUGUGCCCCACUGGCGACGGGCAGCCUGCGCUGCCCCACCUGCAGCAGCUGCAGGCGUGGCUGGGGGAGCCAGGGGGGCGGUGGCUGGUGGUCCUGCACCUGGAGGAAGUGACGUGGGAGCCGACACCCUUGCUGAGGUUCCAGGAGCCUCCACCUGGAGGAGCCAGCCCCCCAGAGCUGGCGCUGCUGGUGUUGUACCCAGGGCCUGGCCUGGAGGUCACUGUCACCGGCGCUGGGCUACCUGGUGCCCAGAGCCUCUGCCUGACUGCGGACUCAGACUUCCUGGCUUUGGUUGUGGACCGGCCGGAGGGGGCCUGGCGCCGGCCUGGGCUAGCCCUGACCCUGCGGCGCCGUGGAAAUGGUGCGCCCCUGAGCACUGCCCAGCUGCAGGCGCUGAUGUUCGGUGCGGACUCCCGCUGCUUCACACGAAAGACCCCGGCCCUGUUGCUCUUGCUCCCAGCGCGGCCGUCGGCGCCGGCGCGGCCGUCGGCGCCGAUGCCCGCGCAGGGUCGGCUGGACUUGGUGCCCUUCCCGCAGCCCAGGCCUUCCCCGGAACCAGAGGAGGCACAGCCCAGCGCUGAUCCCUUCCUGGAGACGCUCACGCGCCUGGUGCGCGCGCUGCGGGGACCCCCGGCCCGAGCCUUGCCACCACGACUGGCCUUGGACCCGGGCGCACUGGCUGGUUUCCCGCAGGGCCAGGUCAACCUGUCGGACCCCGCGGCCCUGGAGCGCCUACUGGAUGGUGAGGAGCCGCUGCUGCUGCUGCUGCCGCCAACGGCAGCCAACACCGGGGUCCCCGCAACGCCACAAGGUCCCAAGUCCCCUCUGUGGGCCGCGGGACUAGCUCGCCGGGUGGCUGCCGAGCUUCAGGCGGCGGCCGCAGAGCUGCGCGACCUCCCGGGGCUGCCUCCCGCCGCCCCCCCGCUGCUGGCGCGCCUGCUGGCACUGUGCCCGGGAAAACCAGAUGGCCCCGGCGGCCCGCUGCGCGCGCUGCUGCUGCUCAAGGCGCUGCAGGGCCUGCGCGCUGAGUGGCGCGGGCGGGAGCGGAGCGGCUCUGCACGAGCGCAGCGCAGCGCCGGGGCCGCGGCUGCAGACGGGCCGUGCGCUCUGCGCGAGCUGAGCGUAGACCUGCGGGCCGAGCGCUCGGUGCUCAUCCCGGAGACAUAUCAGGCCAACAACUGCCAGGGCGCCUGCGGCUGGCCUCAGUCGGACCGCAACCCGCGCUACGGCAACCACGUGGUGCUGCUGCUGAAGAUGCAGGCUCGCGGCGCCGCCCUGGCGCGCCCGCCCUGCUGUGUGCCCACAGCCUACACCGGCAAGCUCCUCAUCAGCCUGUCCGAGGAGCGCAUCAGCGCGCACCACGUCCCGAACAUGGUGGCCACCGAGUGCGGCUGCCGGUGACCUCGCGCCGUUCUCCUUGUGCCGCCCCGGCCCGUAUUUAUUCGGACCCCGUCAUCGCCCCAAUAAAGACGGGAAGGC
Molecule: messenger RNA, 1828 nt
Organism: Odocoileus virginianus texanus
Lineage: Eukaryota; Metazoa; Chordata; Mammalia; Artiodactyla; Cervidae
Gene: AMH
Product: anti-Mullerian hormone
Biological process (GO): gonad development; Mullerian duct regression
Molecular function (GO): growth factor activity
Source: RefSeq, a predicted model, not a curated record